Messenger RNA from Lampris incognitus (smalleye Pacific opah), 773 nucleotides. RefSeq names its product suppressor of cytokine signaling 1-like. Gene Ontology annotation, cellular component: phosphatidylinositol 3-kinase complex. Bases 12 to 773 code for a protein of 253 amino acids. NCBI's taxonomy places the organism in Eukaryota, Metazoa, Chordata, Actinopteri, Lampriformes, Lampridae. The record is from RefSeq and is a predicted model, not a curated record. Gene Ontology annotation, molecular function: 1-phosphatidylinositol-3-kinase regulator activity. The transcript is spliced from 3 exons. Gene Ontology annotation, biological process: phosphatidylinositol phosphate biosynthetic process.
UCCGCUGUAGAAUGGUCAGAGGCAAACUGGAUAGACCAGAGCAGAAACAAGAACAGAAGCACCAAGCCAAGUUACAAAACCAAAGUCCACCUCCUGAAGGAGCCCUGGGAUCUCAAAGACCACAGAGCUCAAACAGAGAGGAGCCAGAGACCCAAAAAUCACAGGAAAGGGAGCAAGAUCUGUUUGAUUGGGAAAAGGUCUCUACCCAGAAAAACUCUGAGGAAGUGCCCGAGGGCUGGACAGACCAGCGGCUCUGUACGACAGCGGCUCUAUCUGACCACUACAGGUGGCCCACUCACUUCCGGCCAUUCAGAGGCUUGGCAGAAUAUCAUUUGGUUAAACAUACCCAUUUGCAGCUCCACCACAGUGGCUUUUACUGGGGACCUGUGACCAUGGAGAAGGCUCAUCACAUUCUUGCACAAACACCACAGGGUACCUUCCUUAUCAGGGACAGCGGCCAAACGGAUGUCUUCUUCACUCUAAGUUACCAAAGCGAUGAUGGCCCGACAAGUGUUCGCAUCUUACUGACCAAUGAGCUAUUCUGCUUAAAUGGAAGCCGCAAGACUUUUGCGUCACUGUUUGCUCUGCUCAGUUUUUAUACUGGAUCCUCCUGUAAACUGACGCUGCCCUAUCGCAGGAAGCGGCCUGAACUCUUGAUACAGAUGUGCAGGAGGGCUGUGAUCCGCAUAUAUGGAGCAGAUCGUAUAUGCACAUUACCCAUACUCAGCACUCCAGCAAAAGACUAUCUUCAUGCAUACCCCUAUUUCAUAUAG